CGCUUUUGUGGCCACGAACAGCCACCGGAUGACCGGAAGGAAGGAGAAAGGGAACCCACCACCGCCAAGCAAAGCUCCGGCCGGAACCAAGUCCACCACCUCCCGGGAAGGGGAAUCCACGACCACCACAGGAAAAAGACGAGCGCGCCGACCGUAACCAAACAUCCCCCUCGGGCUUUUAUCCGCGAUCGGCGAUCCCCCAGUGCCGUGCUGCCGCUGCCGCGUUUUCUGACUCCUCGCCUUCGCCAUUCCCAUGGCCGAUUCCGCCGCGCUCUCCUCCGCCUCCUCCUCCCUCCCCCGCUCGCUGGCGUCCAGGAGGCCCCUCUCCUCCCCUCUCCACGCCAGGUCCCGGCCCCUCCGCCGCGGCAGGUCCGGAUCGCGGUCGCUCCACCGGUUGCGAGCUCGGGCGGGGAAGGACGAUCCGGAGGACCUCUACGGGCCGUACCCCUGGGACCAAUCCCUGGAUCUCACCACCGGGUUCGACAUUCAGUGGGUGCCAGAAGACAGGGUCACACUGUUCACUUCGGAUGGGCUCGUCCAAAUUGGGGGUUCCUUGGUUCCCCGUCGAGUUAGUUCUUCUGAGAAGAGGCAACGGAAAUUAAAGAGUACACCAAAGUUGCGCCGUUUCCAGGAGAGCUCUUACAUGGAUCCUAAUCAAAGUCUUUGUCUUGGAGCACUAUUUAACAUAGCAGCAACAAAUGGCCUAGACAUGGGCAGAAGAUUAUGCAUCUUCGGCUUUUGUCGUUCCAUUGAAAUGCUAAGUGAUGUAGUGGAAGAUACAGUAUUGGAGCAUGGUGGUGAGGUUGUCACCGCAGAGAAGGCGAGCAAUGACGGCCUCCAGGAGAAGCUAACAAUGUCUGUUGCAGUACCAUUGCUGUGGGGUGUUCCUCCAGCGUCAGAGACCCUCCAUGUCGCGGUGCGGAGCGGUGGGGGCAUCGUCGACAAGAUCUAUUGGCAGUGGGACUUAUUCUAGAUGUCCAGAGCCGAAACAUUAACAAAAUUGAUUCUACGCUGUACAUAUACUCCACUCUAAUCCGCUGCACGCUUUGUGCCACCGAUUGUGCAUUGUGCAGAAACUGUGAACUCAAUCUCUACCUGUACAGACCCGGUCACCAUUGUGCAUAUACUCAAUUGUCAUUUUUAGUUUGUACC
Messenger RNA from Setaria italica (foxtail millet), 1152 nucleotides. RefSeq lists its product as uncharacterized. The record is from RefSeq and is a predicted model, not a curated record. Lineage: Eukaryota; Viridiplantae; Streptophyta; Magnoliopsida; Poales; Poaceae. The transcript is spliced from 5 exons. The coding region runs from base 254 to 973 and encodes 239 amino acids.